Electrophorus electricus (electric eel) is the source of this 648-nucleotide messenger RNA. RefSeq names its product translocase of outer mitochondrial membrane 6 homolog (yeast) (gene tomm6). NCBI's taxonomy places the organism in Eukaryota, Metazoa, Chordata, Actinopteri, Gymnotiformes, Gymnotidae. Gene Ontology annotation, cellular component: mitochondrial outer membrane translocase complex. The record is from RefSeq and is a predicted model, not a curated record.
UCCAAAUGGGUUUUUAUACGCGCGUGGCUUGCUAUAUCGCCUAAGGUUUAGCUGCAUAGCUGUCCCUCUCAUUUGCCGUUCAUGCUAUUGUAAUUGUACAUAUUAGUGAAAAAUAUGACCGGUGCUGGAAAGAAAAAUGAAGGUACACCUGGCGUUGUUGGGUGGAUUAGCACCGUUUAUCGAUUUGCAACGGAUAGAAAUGAUUUCAGAAGGAAUCUCCUCGUGAAUCUAGGUCUGUUUGCAGCAGGAGUUUGGGUAGCAAGAAACCUGUCAGACUUUGACCUUAUGUCUCCUCAGCCAGUUACAUAGUUCCAAUUAAAUUAUCGGGUUUUACAGGAGGAUGACACUUCUGAAAAUGAAUUGAGCUUCACACCAUGGGGACUGAAGGAAACAGACCAGUGAACACACAUUGGGAGUAACAGCUAAUGGAGGAUUGUAAAUGUGCUGAUGACUUUUUAUUGCAGUUAAACUAACUUUUUUUUUUUUAAGUCUUUAUUUAGAUUUCAAUAAUGCAUUUAAGGAUUACAUGAUAUGAAAGAUUCUCUCUGGAGCAAGACUAUUUGAACAUGCUUAGUCACACACCUGGAAGGAGGAGAUACACAAGUUAUGUAUGAUACUCAAUAAAAUAUUCAUGUACUUCCAUUUUGA